AUGAUUACAGCAACGACUUGGGUGCCCCGUGGCUUUGCCGCCCAAUUCCCGCAACGUUACGACAUUGAUGAGAAAGAGUUUGAGCGGAUUGCCGACCUUGCGAGAUUACAUCUUGAGGAUGCAAAGGAGGGUUUAGAAGAGGCGGAAGCUGCUGGUAGUGAUGGACGCAAGGAGGAGGAAGAGGGGGAGAAGAAUGGAGAGUCCAAUGGUGCUGCGGCGGAGGCUGUCGACAAAGAUGAGGAUAUGAAAGAGGUUGGCGAUGAAAAACAGCGAGAGUUUGUCUCCCUCUCUCUAUACACUUCUAAUUGUCCACUGAAAAGCGGGUUUUCAGGCAUGGGUAUGUUUGGAAACAUCAAAGGUUUAGCAUACUACCAGCCUGGUGAACAAGACCCCUACAUCACUAUGGACCUACAAGACGACGAUGAAGAGCGAGAAGAGCUCCAAGUCCUGGGAACAGACAACCUCCUUCUCGUCGCUAAAACAGAAGACGACAUCGCCCAUCUAGAGGUCUACGUCUAUGAGGAUGAAGCUGACAAUUUAUACGUUCACCAUGACAUUAUGCUUCCUGCGAUCCCCCUCUGCUUAGAAUGGCUCGACAUACCCGUCGGCGGCGCUAGCGUUCUGGAGAACAAAGACGCUCGAGGAAAUUAUGCUGCCAUCGGGACUAUGGACCCAGACAUCGAGAUCUGGAACUUGGACCUCGUAGAUUGCCUCUUCCCAAACGCCAUUCUCGGAGCCAGCAGCGAGCCUUCACCCGCCUCCGUCAGCAAGAGUAAGAAGAAGAAAGGCAAGAAAAAGAAGUCUCCCAAGGUAAACGAUAACUACCACAUCGACGCAGUCCUCUCCCUUUCCGGUAACCGCCAGCACCGCAACCUCCUUGCCUCCGCGUCUGCCGACAAGACGGUGAAACUCUGGGACCUCUCCACAACUAAGUGCGCGAAGAGCUACAAUUCCCUACACACUGACAAGAUCUGCGCACUAUCCUGGCACCCUAGCUCUGCAACAACCAUCCUCAGCGGCAGUUACGACCGCACGAUCGUCUGGUCCGACAUGCGUUCCCCGGACCCCACUAGUACAAACCCGCGCUGGGGUGUGGACGCGGACGUGGAAGAUGUGCGCUGGGACCCACACAAUGACCACUACUUUUACGUAUCCACCGAGUCUGGGAAUCUCUACCUAUACGACUCCCGCAACUCUCCUCCCGCGUCCACGCUAGCGCAGUCAAAGCCAGUCUGGACAUUGAAUGCACACGACAAAUCGCUUUCCGCUUUCGACGUCAACCCUGUCAUCCCCGGGUUUAUCGUCACCGCGUCUGUAGACAGGUCCGUCAAGCUGUGGAAUGCCCGGGCGGAGAAUACGGGCGGGGGGCCGGCGAUGGUGGUUUCGAGGGAUUUCGAUCUGGGAAAGAUCUUCUCCGCUCGGUUUGCGCCGGAUAAGGAGGUGGGAUUUAGGCUUGCGGUUGCUGGGAGUAAGGGCAUUGUGAAGGUUUGGGAUACUAGCACGAAUGCCGGGGUUAGGAGGGCGUUUGCUGGGAGGGUUGCUGGGGUGGUUGGGGAAGAGAGGGAGGAGAGAGUUGUCGGCGCUGUGGAAGAUAGUAGUGACGGGAGUGAUGAGGAGGAGGAUGGUGGUGUUACGGUGGGGGGUGGGGAUGGUGAGGGCCCUGAUGGGUGGGAGAGUAUGGAAGAGGAGUAG
Molecule: messenger RNA, 1692 nt
Organism: Tuber melanosporum (Perigord truffle)
Lineage: Eukaryota; Fungi; Ascomycota; Pezizomycetes; Pezizales; Tuberaceae
Exons: 3
Coding region: 1-1692 (563 amino acids)
Biological process (GO): rRNA processing
Cellular component (GO): nucleus
Molecular function (GO): protein binding
Source: RefSeq, a predicted model, not a curated record